Meloidogyne enterolobii is the source of this 996-nucleotide messenger RNA. The record is from the annotation of a GenBank genome assembly. NCBI's taxonomy places the organism in Eukaryota, Metazoa, Nematoda, Chromadorea, Rhabditida, Meloidogynidae.
AUGCUUUAUAGGAAAGACUACUCUUACAUCUGCGAUUACGAAAGAUAUGAGGAUAUUGAUAAUGCACCAGAAGAACGUUCUCGUGGCAUUACCAUUAAUACUGCUCAUAUUGAAUAUGAAACGGAUGCUCGUCAUUAUGCACAUAUUGAUUGCCCUGGACAUGCUGACUACAUUAAAAACAUGAUCACCGCUGCACAAAUGGAAGGAGCCAUUCUUGUUGUAGCAAUUACUGAUGGGCCUAUGCCACAGACUAGAGAGCAUUUAUUGUUAGCUCGUCAAUGCGGAAUUCCUCAACAUAAUAUUUGUGUUUAUUUGAAUAAAUGUGAUGAAGUAAAUGAUGAAGAAACUCGUGAACUUGUUGAAAUGGAAGUUAGAGAACUUUUGAAUGAAUAUGAAUAUCCUGGAGAUGAAGUGCCGAUAAUCAUUGGCUCGGCAUUAUCUGCAUUGGAAGGAAUAAAUCCUGAAAUUGGUGAAAAAUCUGUUUUUAAACUUCUUGAAACUUUGGAUAAUUAUUUUAAAAUUCCUAAACGUGAGGUUAAUGAUGAAACUAUUUUUGCUGUUGAAAAAGUUUAUAAUAUUGAAGGAAAAGGUGGUGUUGUCACUGGUAAAUUAGAACAAGGAUCAGUAAAGAAGGGUGACAAACUGGUAAUUGCUGGACAAGGAAAAAAUAAGACUACUAUUGUUAAUGGUUUGGAAACAUUUUGUAAAACUGUUGAUAAAGGUGAACCUGGAGAUCAAUUGGGUAUUUUGCUUCGUGGUGUUGAACCAAAAGAUCUUAAAAGAGGAUGUGUUCUUUUACCUCAAGGACAUAAACAUUUGCUUACUGAUAGAGUUCGUGCUCAAAUUUACGUUUUACGUCCAGAGGAGGGAGGUUCAAAGCUUCCUAUUGCCAAUUUCUUUGCGGAACAAGUCUUUUCGUUAACUUGGAAUUGUGUUGGAAAUAUUCGAAUUUUGGAUACAAAUAAAGAUUUUAUUAUGCCUGGAGAGUGUUGAUCA